Molecule: messenger RNA, 1173 nt
Organism: Triticum turgidum subsp. durum (durum wheat)
Lineage: Eukaryota; Viridiplantae; Streptophyta; Magnoliopsida; Poales; Poaceae
Source: the annotation of a GenBank genome assembly
AUGGCGCGGUGGUCGUCUCCGAAGGACCCGGCUCUGGAGGCGGCCCUCCGCCGCAACCGGCGCUGGAUCGUGAACAACCAGAUCAAGCGCCUCCUCCUCCGCUUCCCGUCCCGCUCCGCCCCCGUCCGCCUCCUCCAGUCCCGCUUCAAGACGCUCGACCUCCUCGGCCGCGCCGCCAACUGGCUCCGCAAGUAUCCCUCCUGCUUCGAGCUCUUCACCGGCGAAGGCCCGGCCGGGAGCGGCGGGGAGCUCUGCUUCGGCUUCACCAAGCGGAUGGCGGAGCUCGUCGACGCCGAGGAGGCCGCCGUCACCGCGUCCGAGCCGGCCAUGGCCGACCGCCUCGCGCGCGUCCUCAUGCUCACCCGCGGGCGCCGCCUCCCGGUCUCCAAGCUCGCCGCGCUGCGCGGCCCGCUCGGCCUCCCCGACGACUACCUUCUCCGCAUCCUCCCCGCCCACACCGAUCUCUUCCGCCUCGCCAACCCGUACCCUCACCGCCGCAAUGCCGCAGAGCUGGAGCUGCUCCGGUGGGUCCCUUCCCGCACGGUCUCUGCCAUCGAGGCCGCUGCCUCGGCGAGCAACUCCCUCCCGCGGUUCACCUGCUCGUUGCCGUCCUCUUGGGCCAAGUCCCACGACAAGAUGGAGGACUUCAACGCCACACCCUACAUUUCGCCCUACUCGGAGGACGGGGCAGUGCCUGGCACAGACGCACAGGCUGAGAAGCGUGCCGUGGCUGUGGUUCACGAGCUUCUUUCGCUCACCUUGUGGAAGAAGAUUUCGGUUAUGAAGCUAGAGCACUUCAGAUGGGAGUUUGGGCUGCCAGAAGACACAGCUAGGAUGCUGCUCCGGCAUUCUUGCCUCUUCUAUGUGUCGAAUCGGUAUAAGAUUCACACGGCGGUGCUCCGUGAGGGUUACGAGGGGUCUGAGCUGAGGGUGAAGGAUCCAGUGGUGGCAGCAAAGGAUAGACUCGGGGAACUGAUGCAGGAGGGUCUGCACGAAUUUAAUCAGCGUCGACGUGCUGUGAAUUUGGAGAAGAAGAGGAGGAAAGGUGAAGUUGAUGUGAAGAAGGAAGAAGAGGAGCUCGAAGAUGAGGCAGGGGCACUGUUGGAUAGUGCGGAGAAGAGGGAGGAAAGACGGAGGUUUUACAAGGUGUUGUUUGGUGAUGAUAACCGGUGA